AACUUGACUAGCGUAUUCACUGGUCCUGGGGAGUGUCUGAAGGCCUGUCAAGUGACUGUUGAUCGUACACUUUUCUAUCGUUUUUAUCAAUAACAAUUAUGGAUCCCGCGGUCUUCCCGGAGGAGAUUUGGAUUAAGAUUUUAUUAUACUGCGACGUACCUGACAUUAUUGCGUUUGGCAGCACCUGCAAAUACCUGAGGAAAACGUCGGACACGGAUUACCUAUGGAAGAUGAAAUGGCUGCAACUGAUCUCGAAGGUGCACUUCAGAUUUCCGGACAUAAAAUGCUUGCAAUUGCUCAGCGUCAGCUUCAAAGCCAUGUGCUAUAGAUUGCACAUGGUGAUAACAUUGGGGGAGAAUGCACCUUUCCCCAAGUGUUACCACUGCAGUGGUUACACAUGUCAGAGGAACUGUGUCGAGGGCUCCAGUGCCAAGGUAGUGAUCGAAAUUGGCAAUAAGUACACUUGGGUCAUUACUCCGUACUUUGGACUGAGGAGACACUUCUCCAUGUUUGGCAUUCCCAAAUACAACAACAAGACUCAUGUGGAGCAAACGCAGACUCAGAAUGUUCCGAGUAGCAGCACACGCUCCAAGUCCGACACCAAGUCAUUAGCAAAGAGAUUGAAGCUGCUCAAGCUGCCAGAAUUGGCAACCACCAAGAUACCGCGGCCGAGCGGGCCGUUCUGCGUUUUUUGCAAUCCCGUCAAGCUGUAUAGGGAGAAGCGAAGAUUAACCACGCAUCAGAAUGAUCCAAUGUGUUACACCAGGCCAAAUCCAAUAUAUCAGAAGCUCAUAAAUGGUUAUUGUACUGACACGGUGGAGGUGCUUGGUAUUCCAAAUGUAGAUGUUGUGAGCCCGGCUGAGGCUCUGUUAUGCGAAGGUACGUUCCCAGUUCUCAAAACCUUUAUUGAUCAUCUGUUUCAUCAGAUGAGCUUGACCGCCACGCUCAGAAAGCCGAACACCAUGCUCAUGUUUUGCGAACCGUUGGCGAUGCAUCCCACCUUGAGAAAGCAGUUAUUGCAUUAUUUAUUCCAGGAAGUUAAAGUAGCGAGAGUAUGCCUGGUCCCGAAACCUUUAGCAGCGUGUGCCAUGCUGGACGUGGAGACCUGCGUAGUGAUUGAUAGCGGUGCUCUGAGCACAACAGUGGCUGUCGUAAUUGGAGGACGAGUUAUGCCACAGCGUUGGAAACUGCUACCCGUGGGUGGUUGGCACGUUGCCUAUCAUUUGAAACAAGCUAUGUACUGGCAACCAAAAGAGUACCAUCAAAUUCCUAUAUCUUACCUAGACAUUUUAGCUGUUAAAGAACGGUGCAGAUUGAGUUACAAUAUUAAGAACGAAGAGAAACGUCUGGGACAGAAGGCAAGAGAGCAUAUUAAUCUUCGAGUUGAUAGUUAUGCUGAUUAUAAACAAUUUUGGAGAGUCUCAUUAGGGCCGGAGUUGUACAUAGCUCCCGAAAUGAUGUAUAUCAGUCUACGUUUACCCGAAGUUAUAAGGGAUGUAACAUCAGGAUUACCAGAGGACAUAAUGCAUGAUUGUCUUUCACAUAUCUUACUUACUGGGGGAAAUACGGAUCUUUCGGGUUUCGAGCUGAGACUUACCAAGGAUCUACGUGAGCUAUUGCCGGAGUAUAGCAAAAUUUUGGAAGUGAAGAGCUGUCCUGGUACACACAGUUGGAACGUCGCAAUGGGAUCUACAUAUGUGCCUUUAGCUGUGCAUCCUGAUAAAACUCCACCAGAAUACAUUGAAGGUAAUCCAUUUUGGUUGUCACGAGAAGAAUAUGUAUUGUUUGGAUGUGAAUCUCUGGAACACAGUAACGAAGAUAUAAUAGGUGACGCCUUAUAAUAUGAAUGCCUCACUUAUUAUAUAACCGUAAGCGCAUAUAUAAUGCAUGAUGACAGGAAAGUAAAUGUUACCAUCAUUAAGUAUAUUUUCUCUUAUAUUGUCUAUAAAUUGGAAAAGUAAUUUAGAAUUGAAGGGGCCUGAAACACAUUCCAAAAUAUAACUGUCAUGUUCACACUAUUUAAGGGCACCUAAAUGUGUUUUUCUUAAAGUUUGCUAUUUAAAAUUUAUUUAUUAGUAUAGUACAUAUAACAUAUAUACCAGAUGUUCCAUUUCGACAUAUACAGAGUAGAAUCUCCAAAAAUGAGAUAAGAUAUGAACAUUUGUAUUUUUAGUUUUUAUUAUUAAUGUUGAAUAACGAGCCAGUUUCCUUUUCUUAAUGGCUUAGAAAUGGGUAGAGGCUUUAUUCAUUUUGAUAAAAAAAAUACACAGGAUAUUUCGAGAGUAAAGGGAUGCUAGAUUUCGGCGAACAAAUUUUAUUAAAUAACUCUUGUUCAGUGAUGGCUCUUUAAGACGAUGCUGAAGUGACGGCGGAACUCGCUCGAUGCCAGUAUUACAGAUUUUUCUUCGACGGAGAGUCGAUUGGCACGUGGUCGCGCGCGAGUCGAAGGCCAGGCAAACAGGCUAGCACUCUUUGUCAAGCACACUUAUUAUUUGUUCUUGUUGUCAAUUUCAGUGCCAAUUUCAGUACCUCAAUGCAAGAUCUUUCAACUACUACAUUAUACAAUUACUGCUCGUUUACUUUUCAAACUGAUUUCUGUCCGUUAAUUUACACAUGAAAUUUAUUUCUAGCAUUUCACUUAUUAUGAAGCUUCUAGGCUCAUUCUGAAAGCACAGUAUUGUUCUUUAUUGUAAUUCCGAGUUCGUACCUUGCUUAUUUUAUAUAUAUGUACAAAGUCUCAAAUUUCUAUGCGCAGCAAAUAUUGGCUAAGAAAGCUAUAUUUUUAUAAUUUUCUUUUGUUUUUCAUAUCAAAUUAUAGCUUGCGCGCGAACUUUUUAUUAUCUAUAAUUCUGCAAAAGGAUUUUUUAAUCCAUGUCUUCAAUAAAAAGAGAUGCUAGGAAUAAAAAUAUUCAUGUAUUCAAACAACUUCAGCAAUGUUUUAAUACACUAGGAACUAGGCGUUUUUAGUUUUUUGUUGAAUAUUGUUUGAUUUCUAAUUAAUUAGAUUAAAAUUAAAAAAUAAUACAUUUUUUAAUUUUAAUUUUUUUAUUACAAAAUGUUUAAAGUGACAAACAGCAAUUUCAUUACAAGCAUUUGUUGUUGAAAACUUCACCGUAUACCAUAUGCAUGUUUGCGUAUAGUCUUUCAUGAUAACUAAAUGGAUUUAUGAUUAAUAAAUAUGCGACUAAAGACUUUGUACACAGUAAUUUACAUUACAAUCUUUAUUGGAGGGAAAAGCUGUUGUUUUAUGGCUGUAUUGUUCCCAUGGAUCCAAAGUAGAGAUGGGAACCAAAUAAAUCGAAUUGAACUUAUAUCAAGAACAAGAAAUAUGCACCAUCAAUAAUAUUCGAUGGAACCUAGAAGUCUAGAUUAGAGAUAUCGCCAGAUAUUUAACGAAAAUUGGUCAAUUUAACAAAACCUAGCAUUUCUUUAAGUUUGUCGUAACUCUUCAGAAACAUCCUGUAUAUGUAUGUAUAGAUAUACAUAUAUAUAUUCUGAUACUACUAUAAUUUGCAUAAAAUAAGUCUAAUUCACUGACUUGUUUUCUUAUGUUUUAUACAAGAAAUGUUAUAGUUUUAAUAAAGGGACAUCUUGUAUAUAUACUCUAAAAACUGCCCCUAUAUUAACUUAUGGCAUUUAAAUUUUCACACACUAAAAGAAUUCAUUAUCUAUUAGUAUUUUAGGGUAUCAUGGAGCUUUGUAUAAAGCUAUCUAAUACAUCACAGUUGCAAUGUACUUUAGUACAUUCGUUAUUAAUUCUAUCAGGACUAUCAUCCAGCACCUGAUACCGUUCAGUGCAAUGUUAUAUGUUGAUGGCAUAAAUGUUUUAAAGUUGCAGUAUAAGGUUUCAGUGCCAUCUAAGCAUAUUUAAAUUAUAAAGCUAUUUACUUUUAUGUACAUAGCACCUGCAUUAAAUUGUUUUGUAAAUAUAGAGUAAAUGAAACUGCUUAAACUGAAAAUGUACAGAUCAUUAUGUAAACGAUAAACGUCAAGCAAGUAUUAUAUAAUGCUAGAUAUAGUAUUUCCAGAAAUUGUUCACUAUUUCGUACAUUUAUAUCACAGAAAUCUUGCCAAAAGAAAUAUGUGUAUGUUAAAAAGAGAAUACAUAGCAACAUUUCUAGUCACUUUAGAUAUUGAUAGUUUUUAAAUAUAGGUUCAGUAAAGCGAGAAAUUUCUCUUCCAAGAUGAAAUAAAUAAUCGCACUAGACAUGUAAUAAAUAAUAAAAGAACAAUGAAUCUUUAGAUUAUAUGUUCAUAAAAUGUAUGACUACUGUUAUAUUUUUUUGUUAAUGAUAUAGAGUAUAUAAUUUUAUGAAUAAGUUAAGAUAUAAUUAUCGGUAUAAUUACUCAUAAGAUAUUUCAUUAAGAGACUGUAAUGAAUUUGAUAGCUGUAAUUAUAGAGCACAUAUUGAGAUGAGUUAAAUUAUUAUUUAGAUGAGAAUAUGUAAUGUGUAGUUAAUGUGAAACAACUAAUUAAAAAGGAGUAGUAUUGUAAAUGCUAUGUUAUAACUGAUGUUUGUAUUAAAAAAUAUCUAAAUUAUUAUUGUGUUAGCUACUAGAACUCUAUCAAAGAAGAUUUACUUAUAGGUGUUCACAUGGCUUCAAUUCUGUAAAAUGCUAAAAUGUAAGUAUAUAAAACAUUAAAUAUGUUACACAAUAUAAAGAAGAGAGAAAGAAAGAGAGAGAAAGAAAGAGUAGUUUACAAUGCGUAAUACAUAUAUAUGCUGUUAUAUCCCGUUUUCACUUCACUCCAAGCGUGAAAAGUUUUGCAUCUUUAAUAUAUCAUAUUUCAAGCUCGUAAUAAAUAAAUAAACACACACACACACACACACACACACAUACAUAUAUAAUGCAAUACAAUUCUUGAAAUUAAAUUGUAAGAGAAAGAAUAUAUUUACUCCACUUGUGCAGAAUAUUUCUUUGCAUAUAGUAUCUCAAUGUUGGUCAUUUUGCUCUUAGAGAUUUUUUUAUAGUGUGAUAGACAAAGAUUAUUUAAAUAUUUAAAUUGCACGUGCAUUCAGUGAUAAUAUAUAUGAGUCUAAGAUAUAAAAAGAUAUUGUCAUUUACCAUGACAAUAUGCACGUUUGCAACGAACGGAAAAUUUUCGUUUAUCAUACUCGAAAAAUGCAGCACUGCAAAAACUUUCCAUUAUGUUAAAAUUUGCGUACAUAUAUUUAUAUAUAUAAAACUUACUGUUGCUUGUGGUUCUGUUAUUUAUAAAAAAUGUACAAUGUGUAAAUAAAUCUUUUUCAGAUA
Molecule: messenger RNA, 5256 nt
Organism: Solenopsis invicta (red fire ant)
Lineage: Eukaryota; Metazoa; Arthropoda; Insecta; Hymenoptera; Formicidae
Exons: 5
Coding region: 99-1841 (580 amino acids)
Molecular function (GO): protein binding
Source: RefSeq, a predicted model, not a curated record